AUGGCACCAUCACCAUCUUCAGAUAUUUUGUUGUUAAAGGAACACGAGUACUAUAAUACCGGGGACUUGCAAUCAGUCCUUCCCUUUUUGCAAAGUAACGACAACUACGGUAGCUCAUCGGGGAGCAAUAUAAUACUAGGAAUAAUUGCAUUUGUGAUUGUGGGAUUAUUCAUAAAUAAACGGAAAUCGAGGGUACUAAAUGCAGUAGAUACAUGGUACGGCCAGAUAUAA
Molecule: messenger RNA, 231 nt
Organism: Debaryomyces tyrocola
Lineage: Eukaryota; Fungi; Ascomycota; Pichiomycetes; Serinales; Debaryomycetaceae
Source: the annotation of a GenBank genome assembly